Messenger RNA from Dichotomopilus funicola, 3099 nucleotides. RefSeq names its product Hsp70 protein-domain-containing protein. Gene Ontology annotation, biological process: endoplasmic reticulum unfolded protein response. The coding region runs from base 1 to 3099 and encodes 1032 amino acids. The transcript has a single exon. Gene Ontology annotation, molecular function: ATP-dependent protein folding chaperone; ATP binding. Gene Ontology annotation, cellular component: endoplasmic reticulum chaperone complex. NCBI's taxonomy places the organism in Eukaryota, Fungi, Ascomycota, Sordariomycetes, Sordariales, Chaetomiaceae. The record is from RefSeq and is a predicted model, not a curated record.
AUGGCGCGCCACCAACCAAACCUCACGCCCCUCGCCCGGCUCUUAGCCUUCUUCCUCUUCCUCGCCCCACAAGUCCUCGCCGUCUCCGCCGUUGUCGGCAUCGACCUCGGCACCGAAUACAUCAAGGCAGCGCUGGUCAAGCCCGGCAUCCCGCUCGAGAUUGUCCUGACCAAGGACUCGCGCCGCAAGGAGAUCUCCGCCGUCACCUUCAAGCCGACCCCCGGCGGCCCCAAGCAGGGCGCCUUUCCCGAACGCGCCUAUGGCUCCGAUGCCAUGGCCCUGGCGCCCCGGUUCCCCGGCGAUGUCUACCCGAACCUGAAGGCGCUGCUGGGCUUGCCCGCGGACAGUGCUGAGGUGAAAGAAUACGCGAGCCGUCACCCGGCGUUGAAGGUCGUGACGCAUGAGCUCAAGGGCACGGCGGCGUUCCAGAGUGCUGGGGCGUUUACGGCGGAAGAGGAAGCUUGGCUGGUGGAAGAGCUGUUGGCUAUGGAGCUGCAGAGUAUUCGGGCGAAUGCCGAGGAACUGGCUGGGUCGGGCAGCUCUGUGCGUUCGGCUGUGCUCACGGUUCCGGUUUACUACACAGUUGAGGAGAAGCGCGCGGUGGAAUUGGCUGCCGAGUUGGCUGGGCUCAAGGUGUUGUCUCUGAUCAGUGACGGUGUGGCUGUCGGCCUGCAUUACGCUACGAGCCGUCAGUUUCCCAACAUCAACGAGGGUGGGAAGCCUGAGCACCACAUGGUCUUCGAUAUGGGCGCUGGCUCGACCAAGGCCACCGUGCUGCGGUUCCAGAGCCGGACGGUCAAGGACGUCGGCAAGUUCAACAAGACCGUGCAGGAUGUGCAGGUCGUGGGCAGCGGCUGGGACCGGACCCUUGGUGGCGACGCGCUCAACUAUCUAAUCGUGGAUGACAUGAUCGCGCAGUUUGCCUCCUCGCCCAAGGCCAAGUCGGCUGCGGUCGAGGCCGACGCCGUCAAGGCCCAUGGCCGGACCAUCGCCAAGCUGACCAAGGAGGCCGAGCGGAUCCGCCACGUUCUCAGCGCCAACCAAAACACCCAGGCCAGCUUCGAGGGCCUGUACGACGACGUUGACUUCAAGUACAAGGUCACCCGUGCCGACUUUGAGGAGAUGGCCACGACGCACGCCGAGCGUGUGGCUGUGGCUGUCCAGAACGCGCUCACCGCCUCGGGUAUCGAGCUCAAGGAUCUUGACUCCGUCAUCCUCCACGGCGGCGCCACCCGUACGCCGUUUGUACAGAAGGAACUCGAGAAGGUGUUUGGCGCUGACAGGCUGCGCACCAACGUCAACUCGGACGAGGCCGCGGUGUUUGGCGCCGGCUUCCGCGCUGCUGAGCUCAGCCCCAGCUUCCGGGUCAAGGAGAUCCGUGUUGGCGAGAGCGCUGCGUACCCCGCUGGCAUCAAAUGGAAGACGGACGAGGGCAAGGAGAAGCAGCAGCGUCUGUGGACUGCCACAUCGCACCUGGGCGCAGCUGCGAAGGAGAUUACCUUUACCAACCGCGACGACUUUGUGGUAACUUUCUACCAGAACGUACCCGCGUCUGCAUCGGAUGCCGGCUUGGUUGAUGCCGAAACCAAGGUGUUGACUACCAAGAACCUGACCGCAUCUGUGGCUGAGCUGGUUGAGAAGCACAAGUGCGACAAGGAAGAGAUCAAGCUCAAGCUUAGCGCCCGCCUCGCUUCCGAGAACGGUGAGGUGGAUGUUCUCAACGUCAGCGUGGAGUGUGAGGCCGAAUCCAAGGAGGGCUUCGUUGACGGGGUCAAGAACCUGUUUGGCUUUGGCAAGAAGGAGCAACAGCCACUUAGCGACGACGAGGCGGCGGAGGAGAUUGAGACCGAGACUGUGACCGAAACCGAGAGCUCAUCCGCAACGGAGAGUGCCACCGCUUCCACAUCGACAGGCACCGCCUCUGAGGCUUCUGCUUCGGAAUCCGCCGACACCAAGGCUACCCCCAAGAAGGAGCUUGUUGUCAUCCCCGUCCAGUUCACCCUUGAGAAAGCCGGUGUUCCUCAGUUAACCAAGGCGGGCCUCACCUCCCUCAAGGACCGCCUCAAGGCGUUUGAGGCCUCGGAUAAGACCCGGAGGCUGCGCGAGGAGGCGCUCAACCAGCUCGAGGCCUACACUUACAAGGUCCGCGAGCUGCUUGACAAGGAGGACUUCAUCUCCUACUCCACCGAGGCCGAGCGCGAGACGCUGCAGCAAAAGACCAGCGAGGCCAGUGACUGGCUCUACGAUGACGGCGCCGAUGCACCCAGGGAGGAGCUCAAGGCCAGGCUUAAGGAGCUGCAGGGCCUCGCGGCUCCUAUUGAGAAGCGUCUCGAGGAAGCCACCAAACGUCCCGAGCUUCUCAAGGGACUGCAAGAUGCGCUCAAGGCGACCAAAGACUUCAUCAUCGACAUCAAGAACAGAAUUGACGAGUACGAGGCCUGGCACUCGUCCGCGUCUGCUUCCGCUUCCUCGUCCACCGCUGAGCCGUCGUUAGAAACCACCGCGCCCCCGACCCCUUCAGGGGACUUUGACGGUCUUGAAGACGACGACGGAGUCACCACCACCCAAGCCUCCACCGCCAUGGACGAUGUCCUCGCCGAUCGCGGCCCCGUGCCCCCGCUCUACACCCUCGAGGACCUGAAGGCGAGCGAGGACGCCUAUGAGGCCAUCACCGCUUGGCUCGAGGAGAAGAUCCCCGCCCAGGAGAAACUGGGCGCGACGGACGACCCGAUCCUCCUGGUCAAGGACUUGAAGGAGCGGCGGGAGAAAUUAGACAAGGUCGGCAUGGACCUGGCGCUGAAGGGAGUGAAGAACUUUGAGAAGAAGGGGAAGAAGAGCGAUAAGAAGACGGAGAAGAAGAAGGCGGGCAAGAAGGCCAAGGCGAGCGGUACAGAGAGCGCGGCCAAGCCCGGGCAGACGGUUAAGAUCCAGCCUGGGGAGGAUGGCAAGAUGCCGACGCAGGAGGAGCUGGAGGAGUUGUUGAAGGGGUUUAUGAAGGAGGCUGAGGAGAAGCAGCAGGCGGAGGAGCAGCAGCAACAGCAAGAGCAGCCAAAGGGUGAGGCUGUGGAAGAGAAGCAGGAGACACAUGAUGAGCUAUAG